GCACAGUGAACGCAGCACUCUGGGAGGGUCUCUGUGAGUAUGAGCCUGGCCGCUCGCUCGCCCCCUUCAGUCUGAUUACAGCUGCUUCAAGGGAAGGGCCACAGCGGGAGGGAAACACGGAGGACUUUGGCAUUUGAGAGUACACCGUAGGCAAGAUGGCAGCCAUCAGGAAGAAAUUGGUGAUAGUUGGAGAUGGUGCGUGUGGGAAAACCUGUCUGCUCAUCGUCUUCAGUAAGGACCAGUUCCCAGAGGUCUAUGUCCCCACUGUGUUUGAGAACUACAUCGCUGACAUUGAAGUGGAUGGCAGACAGGUGGAGUUGGCGUUGUGGGAUACAGCAGGUCAGGAGGACUAUGACAGACUGAGGCCUCUGUCGUACCCCGACACAGAUGUUAUCCUCAUGUGCUUUUCCAUAGACAGCCCCGACAGUUUAGAGAACAUUCCCGAGAAAUGGACGCCUGAAGUGAAACACUUUUGUCCCAAUGUCCCGAUCAUUCUCGUGGGUAACAAGAAAGACCUUAGGAAUGAUGAACACACACGCAGGGAGCUGGCCAAGAUGAAACAGGAGCCAGUUAAGUCUGAGGAGGGCAGAGACAUGGCCAACCGCAUCAGCGCCUUUGGCUACCUGGAGUGCUCCGCCAAGACCAAGGACGGCGUGCGGGAGGUGUUUGAGAUGGCCACCAGAGCAGCGCUGCAAGUUCGCAAGAAGAAGAAGGGAAAAUGCCACAUACUGUAAAGGGAUGGAGUUUGUUGGCCAAUCAGCACCUGAGGGAGGACUCCCGCCCCCCUUUACACAUAGAGAAACCUUAAAUCAAUGGCUUCCGUGGACUAUACUUACUUCACAGAUGCAGAUAUGCCACAGAAGAAUAUGAAAGACUGACACACCUGUUUAAAAGCAAAACAAAUCAGCCUUUUUUUUCUUCUUUUUUUUUACCUUCUGCUACUCACACUGUCAGUCUGUCUGUUUGUUUCUGUCUGUUCCUCCACCAGCCUGUUUGUGUGAAGGACCUGAUCCCUUCCUCCUAUAUGAAUGUAUGUUUGUAUUUAUGUGCAUAUACUUUACAAAUAUAUCAUGCGUCUGUGUUAUGGUUGUUUACAGAAAAGGGUCUUGUCGCUCACGUGCUCACUGACUGUCUCGCUCUCGCUGCGAGUUGCAGACAGUUUUAGUUUUGCUUCAAUUAGUGUGAAACCCCUGCUCCUCUUAAACCUGCAUGUAGCGCUCCGCCCCCUUCAAGAUCCAUCCAUUUGUCAUACCACUAUUAAUUUUACACGUAAAUGUCCUAUUUCACAAAGUGCUGAGCCGGCAGAGCUCUGUUUUCCCCCAGCUUUCUCUUCUGACAUAAAGGACUAAAUUUAGAGUGUGUUCACACUGCAUUAAUCCAGUGAAACCUACAUAAACUGAAGCAGCAGUGACUAUUUGUGCGGAGAGGUUUUGGACUGCACCUUGCUCUCCCUCUCUUCCAUGGCGAUAGCUUAAACUAGCACUGGAGACAGUGGUCUAUUGUCACGGACACAAUACGCUCAGUCACGCUCACACUGGCUCUGACAGACUUGCCUCUACAAAGACGUCACCAAUGCCUUCCCCAAACAAGCCCCCUGUCUGAACUCUGUACUGCUGGUUCACAUCCAGUACACAGUGAUUUAUGCAUCACUGUGCACUGGAUUUUCUGAGGAUAGGUGCACACUGUAACCUCCAGGAUGGAUAAUGUGUGCACACUGUAUACAGCCAUAUUGAUAUUUGGACAGAUUACAGGCCUAUUCUGUGUAUAAAAGUUUUAAUAAAAUUUCCAACUGACAAAAUGA
Messenger RNA from Larimichthys crocea (large yellow croaker), 1801 nucleotides. RefSeq names its product transforming protein RhoA. The transcript has 5 exons. Gene Ontology annotation, biological process: small GTPase-mediated signal transduction. Gene Ontology annotation, molecular function: GTP binding; GTPase activity. The record is from RefSeq and is a predicted model, not a curated record. NCBI's taxonomy places the organism in Eukaryota, Metazoa, Chordata, Actinopteri, Sciaenidae. The coding region runs from base 156 to 734 and encodes 192 amino acids.